This is a messenger RNA of Cladophialophora immunda, 2323 nucleotides long. RefSeq lists its product as uncharacterized. The transcript is spliced from 2 exons. The record is from RefSeq and is a predicted model, not a curated record. Gene Ontology annotation, molecular function: DNA binding; DNA-binding transcription factor activity, RNA polymerase II-specific; zinc ion binding. The coding region runs from base 102 to 2213 and encodes 703 amino acids. Lineage: Eukaryota; Fungi; Ascomycota; Eurotiomycetes; Chaetothyriales; Herpotrichiellaceae. Gene Ontology annotation, biological process: DNA-templated transcription; regulation of DNA-templated transcription.
AGGCGAGUGUGCCCUCCAUGCCUCUUGGACUCUCCGUGGCAUAAGACCAAGCUAUCCUUUGCGACGCUUUUACAUGUCCAAGACGAGAAGGCUGAAGAACGAUGUCUUCCGGCAUGCGUCGUGCGGAUGCGCCUCCGAAUCCCUUGAAGAGGCCUCGGCAGGAACCAAUUUCUUGCCAGUUCUGCAGGUCAAAGAAAUUGAAGUGUGACAGGCAGCAACCCUGUUCGAAUUGUGCAUCUAGAGGACUUGCCUGCGAUGGGAAAUUGGCCCCCUAUGUCCGGCGCCCGCCCGCGUUGGUCGAAGAUCCGAACGGCCAGUCAGUUCUUGCGCGAUUGAAGCGACUUGAGGACAUCGUCAUUGGGAGGAGGUCUACCCUGGACACGAAAGGCACGGCCCCUGAUACAUCUCCACCACUGGUGCAAUCCAGAACCCUUUCCUCGCCGAGCCUUGCCUGCCUCUCACCAGCCUCGGAAUACGAACAAGCCGUCCACAGCCUGGAAGAGACUGGUGCCCACGAAACACCAUUGGUCUUACCACGAGGCCAUGACAUCCGCAUAAUGUCCGUGCGCGAAAUCUCCCUCGAUCCUGACAAACCCUUCUAUUUUCAGGCGGCCUCGAACUGCCUUUGUCUGCCGCCGAAGGAGGAAGCGACACUGUUAAUGAACCACUAUUUCAAAUACAUUGACGACCUCCAACAUGUCGUCCACGUUCCGACCGUCCAGAGAAUGAUGCAAAAUCUCUAUAACAGUCUGGAGCAAGGUCACUUCGUCGUCCCCUCCGAAGUUGCGCUAAUGCUCAGCAUCUUCGCUAGUGCUUCGGCCCUUUGCGUUUACUUUCUGGGAGAAACCCGGCCGUCAUUUUCGUCAUCGGACGCAGCUCAAGCGUCCUCAUUCUGGAUAAAUGCUGCGCUGGAGGUAAUAGAGUCUUCUCGCCGCACGGUUUCAAGGAAGCUGGAGGAUGUCCAGGCCGCCAUCAUUCUUGGUUUCCUUCUGUUUCAUAGCGAGGGAUUUUCGACCAGAGCUCGUUGCCUGUUCGCUACUGCGGCAGCCAUGGCUCGCGAUCUGUCACUGCACAAGGUUGACGCACCAGGCAAUGCCGGAAACCAACGGACCACAUUGGAGAGUGAGAUAGAACGCAGGGUUUGGUGGCACGUCGUGGCAACUGAUUGGUUAUUGAGUCUGAGUGGAGGUCCUCAAGAAGGGACAUAUUUGAUCCAGCCGCGACAUAUGCGCGUGAAUCGGCCAAGGAACGUCGACGACGAAGACCUCUACCCAGGUAGCCCUCCCAUCGACAAACCCUUAUCGGAGCCGACCAUCAUGUCAUACUAUAUCCAGAGGAUCAAGCUCGCGGAUAUCUGCCGCAGCGUCGUCGACGUGAUGCCUUUAUCGAGCCUAGAACUGGGGACGAUCGACUACCAAGAAGUGAUCCGACUUGAUAGCAAAUUCGAGUCCUUCCUUCAGGAGCUACCGCCAUUCUUCAAGGUCGACGAAUACCACCUGCGAGAAAGCGAACCGGUCAUGCGUCGCUACCCGCAGAUGCAAGUACAGCGCUUCGCCUUGGGCAUGAUCGGACAAACCAGACGGUGCAAACUUCAUCAACCCUUUCUCAUCCGCCGCGCUGUGCAGCGCCAUUAUGACUACUCUCGCGAGAUCUCGCUCAAGUCGGCUCGCUCGGUCAUCCGGAUGAAGACGCUCCUGCAACUCGAUGAACCGGGCAAUUUCAUGUCAGUCAUCGCCAAGCACACCGGCGUCGUCUACCACAUCUUCAUGGCGACCAUUGUGCUGGUGAUGGACCUCUGCUUCAACGAGGCUGCGGAAGGGGAAGAUGACGCUGCGCGCAAGGCCGAGGUCGCGGAAGCCUGCAAGAUGCUGGAAGAGGCCAAGUCCCAGUCGCGCAUGGCGCAUGAGUUUCUCGAAUCCCUCAUGAACGUGCUCAGAAAGCACAAGGUCCGCUUGCAUGCGCCUGACCCGCCUGGGCCGGGCAAUGCCACAGAGCCACCGCCCUCUCAGCAGCCUUUGCAGCCUCAAAUACCUCUGGGUCAUGCGGUACAACAAGGAUCGCAGUCGUACGACAACGCUUGGCCCUCCGAAGACAUCAGUCAGCACUACCUCUCAGAUUUUGACGAGAUUUGGAAGGAGUACGUCGAGUUAGGGCCCAAGAUAGGGAUGCCGGGCUGGGACAGCCUCUUCUCCGACCUUGAUGCGAGGAUGUGAGUGUAUUUCAGCUGCCUGCAGAGAAUUGCUACAACACAGCCUCUCAAGAGGCCAAAGCUCUCCACUUGAAGAAAGUGUAUUCAUCAAGAAAGUUGUAUAUUUCUGUGGCG